GAAUGGUGUGGAAAACAACUACGUGAAGGGCAAGAAGUAAAACGUACGAUAAAGGGAAGAAAGAAGACAUCUGAUAAAUGGAAGCCAUGAAGAUAUCAAAGCGCUUCUUCGCAUUUGGGAUUUUGACAUGCAUAGCUGUUUAUGUUGCAUACAUAAAAUGGCACUUAGAUUCCAAACCCAUCAUGGGAGCAACAGAAGGAGUUGCUGAAAGCCAGGGAGACAAACUGAACCAUCAGGCACAGACCACAGAUCUCUCAGUCUUUUAUGGAAUUAUGUUUGAUGCAGGAAGCACAGGAACUCGCAUCCAUAUUUUUAAAUUCACACAGCAGCCAAAAGAGACUCCCAAAUUAACCCACGAGACGUUUAAAGCGCUGAAGCCAGGUCUAUCCGCAUAUGCCGAUGAUGUUGAAAAGAGCAGCCAGGGAAUAAAAGAGCUCUUGGAGGUGGCGAAAAAGGAAGUUCCUGCGGAGCUGUGGAAGUUUACGCCUCUGGUACUGAAAGCCACAGCUGGCCUACGGUUGCUGCCGGGAGAGAAGGCUCAGAGGUUGCUGGAUAAGGUGAAGGAGAUUUUUCAGGCCUCCCCCUUCUUCGUGAGGGACAACUGUGUGUCGAUAAUGAAUGGAACUGAUGAAGGUAUUUCAGCCUGGAUCACAAUAAAUUUUUUAACAGGCAGCCUAGAUGAUCCACAGAAGAGAAGCGUCGGGAUGCUGGAUUUGGGUGGUGGAUCAACACAGAUCACCUUCCUUCCCCGCACCGAGGCAACUCUCCAGACAUCACCAGCUGGCCAUACAACUUCGUUUCAGAUGUUUAACCACACCUACAAGCUGUACUCUUACAGUUACCUGGGACUCGGGCUGAUGUCAGCAAGACUUGCCAUUUUAGGAGGAGUUGAGGGAAAACCCUUAGGAGAAGGGGAGGAAUUGAUCAGCCCUUGUUUACCACCUGGCUUCAAAUCUGAAUGGCAACAUGCCGAGAUAGUGUACAAAAUUAAAGGGCAGAAGGCAGGUGAGCCUCUGUACGAGUCUUGUUCUAGCAAAGUAGCAAAGAUGCUCUACAAAAAAGUGCACAAAGCUGAGGAAGUGAAGAACUUGGAUUUUUACACUUUCUCCUACUACUAUGACUGUGCAGCAGAAGUUGGUCUCAUAGAUAAAGAAAAAGGAGGAACCUUAACUGUCGGUGACUUUGAAAUUGCAGCUAAAUACGUGUGUAAGACCAUGGAAAUCAGUCCCGGAAGCAGCCCUUUCCUCUGCAUGGACCUCACGUACAUCACUUUCCUCCUGCAGGAGCUGGGCUUCCCGAAGAGCCAAGUGUUUAAGCUUGCCCGGAAAAUUGACAAUGUUGAAACGAGCUGGGCAUUAGGAGCCACUUUUCAUUACAUCGACUCACUCAAUAGGCUGCGUUACUAA
Molecule: messenger RNA, 1406 nt
Organism: Apaloderma vittatum (bar-tailed trogon)
Lineage: Eukaryota; Metazoa; Chordata; Aves; Trogoniformes; Trogonidae
Gene: ENTPD6
Product: ectonucleoside triphosphate diphosphohydrolase 6 (putative)
Exons: 13
Coding region: 78-1406 (442 amino acids)
Biological process (GO): nucleoside diphosphate catabolic process
Cellular component (GO): membrane; Golgi apparatus
Molecular function (GO): UDP phosphatase activity; GDP phosphatase activity
Source: RefSeq, a predicted model, not a curated record